This is a messenger RNA of Pecten maximus, 12277 nucleotides long. RefSeq lists its product as uncharacterized. The record is from RefSeq and is a predicted model, not a curated record. The coding region runs from base 1 to 12153 and encodes 4050 amino acids. Gene Ontology annotation, biological process: heterophilic cell-cell adhesion; neuron development. The transcript has 22 exons. Gene Ontology annotation, cellular component: neuron projection. Gene Ontology annotation, molecular function: protein homodimerization activity; protein heterodimerization activity; cell adhesion molecule binding. NCBI's taxonomy places the organism in Eukaryota, Metazoa, Mollusca, Bivalvia, Pectinida, Pectinidae.
AUGCAGCUGGUGGAAGUGCAUCUGGCACUGGUAAUGGCGGGGGUGGUGCAGGGUGGGAGAGUUUCCAUUCACAUUGACUUUGCCAAUAAGUUUACAGGUUUGAUAACUACUGGAGGUGGCUUCGGAUCAGGAACAUAUCCGGCAGGAGCCUCGGGCACAGUUUAUAUCCAGGAAAACAACCGAGGGCCGCAGUAUGCAGAGAUUAAGUAUGAUGCAGCUACUAAUACAUACAUCAAAACUGCGACACACAAACGUGUGCUAGUUGAUAACUUUGAUACUGAUAAAGAGCUCUAUGCAAAUCAUGGAAUUCCAUGGAUCUACACAGUUAUUGAGGAAAAGCAACAAGCUGCAUACACUUAUGAUGAACUUGAAUUGCGAGGUCACUCUAAUUUACAGAUUGGCUUCAAAUGUGACAGUGGAUCUGAAACUUUGUUCCCAGAAUGGACUAACAUGUUUGGGUCAAGAUCAUUCUUUGCUGGACUUGUGACCGGGAUUGAGAAGUUCAUGGUACGUAGAGGAGCUGAUGUUCUUUUCUACUCCACUGGUCACACUGCCAAGAUUGAGAAUGGUCAAUACAUCACCAUGACUGACCCUGGUAACUACGAGUUCCCUAUAUUCCAUGUAGGCAGAUUGUCUGUAGCAGAAUUCCAACAUAUCACAACUUCAAUGACUUUGACAAGUGCUGAAUUCCUAGUCAAGCAUCAAGGUCUAUUUUAUAUGAACUUUGCCAAUAUUUUCUCCAGCUAUGCUCAUGUUGAGAGCGAGGCCAUACUUUCCAUGGAUGAGAGAGGGAAUGGACCUGAGAAGGGUUAUGGUAAAGGGACCACAAAGAGUGGUAUUGGUUGUGGUGCUGGCCAUGGAGGUUGGGGUGGCUGCCCUGCACCAGACUAUGGUGGUGAGCCUUUCAACUCUGUCUUUUCACCUGGAAAUGGUGUUUUGUUGGCGACUGAAGAAUUUUCAGGAAGUGGUGGUGGUAAUGGCGGCGGUCAAGGAGGCUCGGGUGGAGGAUUCCUUCUGUGGGAGAUUGGUGACCUUCUGGAGCUGAACGGUGUGUUGUCUCUCAAUGGAGCCGAUGGAGUAGGUGGGAACGCUGGUGGUGGCAGUGGUGGGAGCGUAUUGAUAAAAACGAUGAAUAUGUCUGGACAUGGAGCCAUAUCUGUAAAGGGUGGCAAUGGUGUUGGUUCAGGAGGCGGAGGAUCUGGUGGACGAAUUGGCAUUCACUGUCAGUGGAGAUAUCAAUAUGGAGGAGCAUUCGACAACUAUGGGGGUGAUGGUGGAGCUUCACAAAAACAGGCACACACAGGUGCAGCAGGAACGUCUUAUAGGGAGGAGAACCUCCGUGAGCUGGAGUACAGGUUAAAGAAAUAUGACAAGGUACACAAUACUACUUUUAUGGAAGUAGAUCACAAAAAUGUCACUGUAAUCGGACACAAGUUCCUUGGUGACAAAACAGGCCAGCUCCACACCCGAUCUAAUCAGCAUGUAUAUGUGGAAUAUGUUGAAUCAAUUUUGAACAGAACUGAGGCUGUGUGUAGCUUUAUCAUUGAACAGUAUAGUGAAAUCAUCUUCCCUGAGGAGGUUCAUGUACAAGGUACAAACAGCACAAUAGCAGGAGAGGUGACUGGUGUUCUAGAUCUGAAUAUUGAAAGGGAUGCUUUUGUAGAAUUCAUGUCAACUGCUAACACUGCCAAUCUAAAGAAUGGAGCCAAAGUUAAUAUACAAGAGCCCAGCUACUUCUCGUUCGGAACAGUUACUGUUAAACAAGGUGGUUUGGUGGGUUUCUCAAAAAUCUCUGACAUUAUGCAUCUAGAGGCAGGAAAGGUUGAAGUGCGCUACCAAGGUGAAUUGUAUAUGAAUGAUGCAGAAUUAGAAUCAGGAUUUGCAGAGAUAGAAAGUCAAGGAACAUUCCACCUGAAUGGACAUGGAAAUACACCGGAGAAUGGGCCAGGGGCAGGACGAACUGUUGGUUCUGUUGGCUGUGGUGCUAGUCAUGGUGGCUAUGGAGGUUGUUCUGACCAGUCGCAGGCUACACAUCCUUAUGGUUCUGUUUACUCUCCGAAUGAGCUUGGUAGUGGUGGAGGCAAUGGUCAAGGUACAGGAGGAAAUGGAGGAGGUCGGUUGUUGUGGGACGUUGCUGUUCACUUUGAACUCAAUGGGAUGCUUGCUUUACAAGGAAAUGAUGGUCAGGGAUCAAACGCUGGUGGUGGAUCAGGUGGUAGUCUUCUUGUAAAGACAACCAACUUUACUGGCCAUGGUGAGAUCAAUGUAGCAGGUGGCAAUGGGGUUGGUUCUGGUGCUGGAGCCGCAGGAGGUCGAGUGGGAAUCCAUUGUCAAUAUAGAUACACUUAUGGAGGAAAGUACACCAACCAUGGAGGUACUGGUGCAAGUUCUGCCUCUGGGGCACCAGCUGGAACCACAUUUGUUGAGAACAACAUGCGUCCACUAGAGUACAGAAUACUGAAGUACAUGCCUGGUACAAAUACCACAUACUUCCAGGUAGAUCACAGGUACCUGCACAUGGACAACAUUGGUAAUCUUGUUCCUGGUGCCACUCUUGUCAUGGAAAAUGAAACAAUUACUUAUGAGUUUGAUGAGGUAGAAGUGACCGGGGCAUCCAUAGUACAGAUCUACCAUCCAUUAGACUCUGAAGUCACUGUGACCAUUCACAAAGGCCUUGGGGACAAGACUGGGCAGAUCCACAUGAGAGAAAACCAGACUGUGUUGAUGGAGUAUGUGGAGUCUGAGUCUAAUGUUACAGAAGCUCCUGUCAGUUACUACAUCGACCAUGGAGCAACAAUUAUCAUGCCAACAGAGGUACAUAUGCAUGGUGUUCGUACAAAUCUGUUGGGUUUGUUGGUUGGUGUACAUCAUCUGUACAUUGAAGACAAUGGAGCAGUGUCUGUGUUUGCCACAGCUCAGACAGCCCAACUAUCCAGCGGAAUUAGAACCGACAUUACAACACCAGGAAAUUUCUCUCUCCCCUCCAUGAAGAUCAACUCCUAUGGCAGUAUAGAAUUUAGACAUAUAGCAAACGAUCUGUUCAAUUUGGAUUUUGGAAGGGUGGACCUGAAAUAUAAGGGUGAGCUUUUGAUGAACUAUGGUACAUUGGUAGCAGGAAAUGCAGAUAUUGAGUCUGAGAGUCUGUUUGAUCUAAGAGGAAGAGGUCAUCCAGCACAAACAGGAAAUGGUGCUGUACCAUCCUCCACUUAUGGUGGCAGUCACGGUGGUGUCGGCGGUGGACAAUCUGGAAAUACAUAUGGAUCUGUCUUUACUCCCAAGGAACUGGGAAGUGGAGGUGGAGGAUCAUAUGGAGGAUCAGGUGGUGGAUUUAUCAACUUCAAGAUCGGAAGUCUUCUCCAUGUUGAUGGGGAUGUGAAAGCCAACGGUGCCACACCCACUUCAGGUCACUCUGGUGGAGGAAGUGGAGGUUCUAUAAUGGUAGAAGCCUUCAAUGUGUCUGGUCAUGGCUUGUUUGAUGCCAGUGGUGGGGAUGGAUAUGCUUCAGGAUGUGGUGGAGGUGGUGGACGUAUAGCUAUGCUUGUUGAUGCUGUCAAUCUCUAUGGUGGUGCAUACAGUGCCAAAGGUGGAAGUCGUGGUACAAGUUCCUCAAAUGUAGCUUGUGAUGGAGGGCCAGGUACUAUCUACAAGUAUGAGUCAAGCCGUGGUCCUACGUACAGGGAGCUUAAGUAUAACCCACGCCUUAAUGUCACAACUCUGAAGCCAGAACAUUCCAAACUUACUGUAGAUAACGCAGAUCUGCUGACAGAACAACCGGCAAUGGUGAUGGAAAACGCUACAGUAUAUUAUGAGUUUGAUGAAGUUCAGGUGGAGGGGCACUCUUAUGUUCAUUUUUACCAUCCAUCUAAUGCAGACAACGUCACAGUGAUCAUUAAGGAGUUGACUGGUAACAAACAGGGCUUUGUCAGGGUGCAGAGUAAACAACAAGUUAUAGUUGACUUUGUGGCUUCCACUCACACCUAUUUGGAUGCUCCUUGCGGCUUUCAUGUAGAUACUUAUGGCGAACUUGUCUUACCCACAGAAGUUUAUGUGACAACAGACAAAGUCAUUUUAGGGGGAACCUUGAUAGGUGUAGAAACCCUUACAAUUGAAAGAAAUGCUGAAUUGAUUCUACAAGACGAUGCCCAUACAAGGGAUAUUCGGUCUCUGCAACUGUCCUACCUUAACACUCGGGGUAGUUCUUCCUACACUCCAGGCGACAUCUCAAUUGGCACACUUAGUGUCAACAAUCUAGGUAAACUGACAGUGUCCUUGGAUCCUUUGUUUCCAGAGAUUGCUACAGGAGACCUAACCAUCAAAAAUGGAGGAACUGUAUCUUUGGAGACCCUACAAGUCAUGUUGAACAGCACAAACCUCAUAGUAGAGAACAAUGGUCUGAUAACAGGAAGUGGUUUCGGAUUUACUAAAAAUACAGGAACAGGAGCUGGAACACAGGGCAGCUAUGAUGGAUCUGGAGGAGGUCACGCCAGCAGAGGUGGCACCAGUGAAUCCAAUGCAGCAGGUGGUGCUUACUAUGGUGAAGAGAUGAUGACUACUGAUCCUGGAAGUGGAGGUGGUGGUAGUUCUGGAACUGCUGGUGGCAGUCACAUAUCCAUCAAUGUUGGACAGGCCUUCAGCAUUGAAGGGACCAUUGAGAGUAAUGGAUUAGAUGGUACAAGUACAAUGUAUGCUGGAUCAGGAGCAGGAGGUAGCAUCCUUAUAACUUCCAACAAGCUUCAGGGCUAUGGCACCAUCUCUGUCAAUGGAGGCAAAUCCUACGAGGGUUACUACUCCGGUAAUCACAGCUACUAUCAAAAUGGUGCUGGAUCUGGUGGAAGGAUAGCUGUUAACCUGAAUGAACUGCCAAAUUUCCGCGGAUCAUUGGUAGCACAAGGCGGCCUUGCAAGCAAUGGUGGCUCAACCAAUCAGCAUGGUGGACCUGGAACAGUGUUUAUCAAAUCUACCAUUGGAGACACGGUAUCCCGGUAUCUGUGGAUAGACAACCAGAACCGAGGAACGCUCCUGUCCUGUUCCUUCCCAACCUACGUCAACUCAACAGUCCUACAUACAUUGUACUUACAGAACAGAGCUUGUGUACGACUGUCACAGUCCAAUGUUUUGGUCAGCUACUUGCAUGGUGGAUCCGGUUUACUUUACUUGGAAAACGAGGUUGAAAUGAAUCAAGAAGAGCGUGCCCACUUGAAAGCCAAUUUACAUGUUGUUGCUGGGUCCAAAGCUAUCAUGCCUCCGACCCUGUUUGUUGAGGAAACAUUGACUGCAGAGGGUGGACUCAUUGGAGUGGAGCACUUGUACACUAGAGGAGUGUCCAACAUUAUCAAAACUGGAUACAGCAUCUGCUCAACCAGUAUCACGCUAAACUCCGAGUUCAAUUUCUACACUGUCACGGUUAUGGAUGGUGGACUUCUUAAGUUAACUGAUGAUGACAAGACAACAGCCUCUGGAUUGUCAUUCCGGGCUUAUCAUAUUCAUCUUGAAGACUCUGCUAAGGUGGAAGUUGAGGGAGGUGUAGAAUUCAUCGCUGGUGUGUUUGAUAUGGAAAAAGACUCAACAUUGAAUGGCAAUGAGUUUGGAUAUGAGGCUGGCAGUGGAACUGGAUAUGGCAGGACAUGUGGCCCUGGUACAGGUGCUGGUCAUGGUGGCAUAGGAGGCAGUGCUUCAUGUGGCUGUUCCUGUAGUGGUUCCUGUGUGGGGGGAGCAGCAUAUAGUAAUGCUUGUACGCCAUGGCUUGCAGGAAGUGGAGGUGGUAACUCUGUGUCAGGAACUGGUGGUACUGGUGGCUCUGCUAUACGUGUCAUUGCUAGUCAUGCCGCUUUCAUUGAAGGUGCUAUGUCCAGCAAUGGUGGGUCGGGGACCAAUGCAGCUGGUGGAGGCAGUGGAGGGUCUAUCUGGAUUGACAGCAAUAUCAUAGAAGGCUGGGGGUCUAUCGAUGCUGAUGGCGGGUCCACAGGAUCAUACUGUCAGUCAAGUUGCUGGCAUGGUGGAUGCUGUUGUUACCACGGAGGAGGUGGUGGAGCUGGUGGACGAAUCAGAACUGUCACAGGCAAUUAUACCCAAAAGGUGCUCUACUAUAACCGUGACUCUGGAGGCGGAGGCUCUGGUGGUGUUGGUUCCCUCUGUGAUCACCAUGACGACCAAUGUAGUGGUCACGGAAAUGGCUCAGCUGGAAUCUGCACAUGCGAUUCAGGCUACUAUGGUAAUGACUGCCAAUACAGCUGCGAGUGUGGAUCACAUGGCACAUGUAACAGUGAUGGUAUCUGUGUGUGUGAUCAUGGCUAUAUAGGCUUUCACUGUGAGAGUACAUGUGAUGACAAUACCACUUGUAGUGGACAAGGACAUUGUACCACCUGUGGAUCCUGCCUCUGUAAUGCCUGUUACCAUGGAAGUGACUGUUCGUCCCUUUGCAGUGGUCAUGGCACCUGUGAUGCAGAUGCCUGUCUAUGUGAUGCCUGCCACCUGGGAGAGUACUGUGAAUCAGAAUGUAAUGGACACGGAAGUUGUAACGGCACUGCCUGUAUCUGUCAGUCAGGAUGGUAUGGUGCUAAAUGUACCAUCAAAUCGUGUGGUGGCCUCAACAACAUACCCUGUUCUGGACAUGGGACUUGUCAUGCAGCCAGUCAGACAUGCUUCUGUGAUCCUGGAUGGGAAGGUUCAGAAUGUGAGAACCCUGACUGCCCUGGUGACAUCAACUGUAAUGGUAGGGGUACCUGUAACACAGCAUAUGAGCCUCCACGCUGUACUGACUGUGAUGUUGGAUGGAUGGGACCGGCAUGUGACGAUCCCUGUGUUCACGGUACACCCAAUGCUGACAACACUAACUGUACCUGCAACAGCACCUGUUACCAUGGCUUAGGUUGUAACAUCCAGUGUUCAGAGCAUGGCACGUGUGAUGUCAACUAUGACUGCUACUGUGAUCCAUUCAGUGGCUGGGCUGGCACCCUGUGUGAAAUACCAGGCUGUCCAAGACAUCCCGUCACCCUGGAGGAGUGCAGCAAUCAUGGUACAUGUAACAGCUUCGACCACAUUUGUGAAUGUGAUGCUGCAUGGAAAGGUGCUGCAUGUCACAUAGCAGACUGCCAGGGAGAGCCUGAUUGCCAAGGUCGGGGCCAUUGUGAUGACACACUGAACACUCCAAGAUGUAUCAACUGCACAGGUCCCUGGAUGGGCGUAGGUUGUGACGAGCCAUGUGUCAACGGCACUGAGACCCCCAUGAAUGCAGGAACAUGUGUUUGCGAUACUGGAUUUGCAGGUGUUGGGUGUGACUCUGAGUGCUCUGGCAACGGAGUAAUUACAGGUGGAGCCUGUGUGUGUGACUAUGUCACUGGUUGGAAGGGACCCCUGUGUGACAUUCCAGGUUGUCCUGGACUUUUCAACCUUGACUGUUCCAACAGAGGAACUUGUAACAAUGCUUUGCACCUUUGUGACUGUAAACCUGGCUGGAUGAACAUCGGUUGUGAGGAUGCUGACUGUCCGGGGACACCUGACUGUAACAGACAUGGCUCCUGUAAUUCUACUCUCGACCCUCCCGAGUGCAUGUGUACAAGUCCGUACUUUGGUGCUGACUGCGGUCUGGUGUGUGACCACGGGACCAUCUUCCCAACAUUCAGUGAUAACUGUACAUGUGAUCCAGGCUGGGUAGGAAUUGAGUGUGAUGCUGAGUGCUCCCUGCAUGGGUCCUUCAAUGGCACCAUGUGUAACUGUGAUGUAAACUGGCGUGGAGUUGUCUGUGAGAUGCCUGGAUGUCCAGGAAUUGGUGAGGACUGUACUGGACACGGUGACUGUAACACUGCCACACAUAUAUGUACCUGUAACGCAGGCUGGACAGGAUCAGGGUGUGAGGUCCCUGACUGUCCUGGAAGUCCAGACUGUAUGGGCCGUGGAACCUGUGACACAAACUUUGACCCACCUAAGUGUAUGAAUUGUGAAGUGGGAUGGAUGGGACCAGCGUGUGAUGACCCUUGUGUCAAUGGUACACAGAAUCCACCUAAUAGUGGUUUUUGUGAGUGUGACCCUUGUUACUUUGGCAAAGGCUGCAACAGCGAAUGUGCAGGAAACGGACAGUGUGUGGCAGAUGUAUGUGAAUGUGACACAAGCUGGAGAGGCUCAUUGUGUGAAGUCCCAGGCUGUCCAGGAACAAAGUAUGACUGCUCACAACAUGGAGAGUGCAACAGUGCCAAUCAUGAGUGUACCUGCUUCCCAGGGUGGACUGGCGCUGCAUGUGAUGAGGCUGACUGUCCGAAUAACUGUACACAGAAUGGAAUCUGUAACACCACAGAUGUAGUAGUGCCGGAGUGUGUCUGCUACGAGGAUUGGAUGACAUUUGAUUGUAGUAAGCCAUGUGUCCAUGGCAACAAAACUGACAAUAUUCGUUGUACGUGUGAUCCCUGCUAUACUGGGGCAGGUUGUGACCUGGAGUGUUCUGGCAAAGGAGUCUGUGACAAUGGAGUUUGCAAUUGCACCAGACUACCAGGGAAUGCCUAUGUGGGUAGCUUGUGUGAGGAGAAGGGCUGUCCUGGUGCUGAUGGAGCCUGUAACCAACAGGGCAGCUGUAAUUCUGUUCUCCAAGAGUGCACCUGUUUCCCAGGCUUUAAGGGAUAUGACUGUUCAGAACCCAGCUGUCCAGGGACCCCAGAAUGUUCAGAUAAAGGUACCUGUGUUGCUGGAACUUGUAUGUGUGAUUCAGACCGAAUAGGUGACUAUUGUCAGCUUCCCUGUUACAAUGGCACAAACAUCAAUGGAGAAUGUGUGUGUAACAAGACUUGUAUCACUGGUCCAUUCUGUCACCUGGAAUGCUCAGGAAAUGGGCUGUGUGACACCAACGGUGAAUGUGUCUGUGACUUCAAUGAUGGCUUCAAGGGAGAUAAAUGUGACAAGCCUGGCUGUCCAGGGUGGCCCGAGAAUUGCAUGGGACAUGGAUCGUGUAAUGAGGUGACUGGAGAAUGCCAGUGUGACUCCAACUGGAAACAACCUGCCUGUGCCAUACCCGAGUGUCCCAAUGACUGUAAUAAUGACCCUGACGCCCAGUGUCUGGAACCGCCUGGUGGUGGAAUACCUCGAUGCUUCAACUGUUCCUCCAACAAAAUGGGAGAUGCCUGUGAAUAUGACUGCUUCCAUGGUGUAGGUGUAAGGGAUGCCAAUGGUAACUGGGAAUGUGAAUGUGACUCCUGCUAUAGUGGCACCACCUGCAACUUGUUAUGUAAUGGCCAGGGUUCCUGUACAGGAAACGGAACAUGUGACUGUGGAUUCAAUGGGUACAGGGGAAGUCUGUGUGAUACACAUGGUUGCCCAGGUUAUGAUGUAGACUGUAGUGGACAUGGAAACUGUGGUGGGUCUCACAGCUGUAUUUGUGAUGCAGGAUGGACUGGAAUAGGUUGUCAUAAAGGGGCAUGUUCCAACAAUUGUACUGGGCAGGGAACCUGUAUUGAUACCCUUACCCUAACAACCCCAUACUGUUCCUGUGAUGCCAAUUACUUUGGAUCUGCUUGUGAGUAUAUAUGUACAAAUGGUUCAAUGGCCAAUGGUACCUGUGUCUGUGACCCCUGCUUUGAUGGACUUGAGUGUGAAACAGAAUGCUCCAAUCGAGGCACAUGUACAAAUGGUAUCUGUGAGUGUGUGAGUAGUCGAGGCACAUACUGUGAGACUAAUGGCUGUCCAGGUCUGUACAAUUUGGAUUGUUCAGGUCACGGGUCAUGUAACACAGCUACAAGUUCCUGCACUUGUAAUACAGGUUGGAUUGGCACUGAUUGUGCAACUCCAGAUUGUCCAUCAAAUUGUAACAACCGUGGUCAUUGUAAUACAACAUACACUGUGCCUGUGUGUACAGACUGUGAGAAGGGCUGGAUGGGAAGUGCCUGUGAUAUACCUUGUAAUGGCACACAGUCUCCAAUGGAUAGUGGCACCUGUGUGUGUGAUAGCAACUGUCAACAUGGGACAAGCUGUGAGCUCACUUGCAGCAAUGUUGGAAGCUGUGUCAAUGAGACCUGUGUUUGUACAGACUCCACAGGCUACAGUACAGGAGCCUGGGGUACUUACUGUGAGGAAGUUGACUGUCCUGGACGACAUAUGCCCUGCAGUGGCAAUGAACUGUUCUGUAUUAAAACUCUGCCUACACCUAUGUGCAUCUGCAAGGCUGGAUUUUUUGGUCUGGGCUGCCAGAAUGUUGACUGCCCUGGCCAGCCAGACUGUAGUAAUCAGGGUGUAUGUCAGAGCGAUGCCACCUGUCUUUGUAACAAUAUGACCAUGGGCUUACAAUGUGAGCUGCCCUGUGAGAUGGGCACUGCUGCUCAGAGUGGUAACAUGUUCAGCUGUGAAUGUGAUGACUGUAUAUCAGGAACGGGAUGUGACAGUGUUUGUAAUGGCCAUGGAACUUGUAAUGGAACAGGCACAUGUAUCUGUGAUUCAGCAUGGUGGGGAGCCUUAUGUACAGACCCAGGAUGCCCUGGAGUUGGGUCCAGCUGCUCUGGACAUGGUAACUGUCUUGCUGGCUCAUGUUCAUGUGACCAGUACUACAAGGGAGCAGGUUGUGAAGAGGUUUACUGUACAGAUGACUGCAACAACAGAGGUACCUGUGACUAUAACAACUAUUGGCCUCCAAAAUGUAUAAACUGCAAUGACUCCAUUGGACCUAAAUGUGAGAAAGACUGUAUCCAUGGGACAGAGUUGUCUCCCUUCAGCACAGUAUGUGUGUGUGACGACUGCUACAGUGGAUUUGACUGUUCCAUUCAGUGUUCCAAUCAAGGAUUGUGUAACUCCACCUCCAAUAGUUGUGAUUGUGAAACUGGCUUCAAGGGCAGCAUCUGUGCUGACCUGGAUUGUCCAGGUGAACCUGACUGCAGUAACUAUGGAACAUGUAUGAGAAGUAACAAUGAGUCCAUCUGUUCCUGUAAUGCUGGAUUUACAGGAGCUGACUGCUCUGACUUCAUCUGCCCUGGAACACCUACUUGUAGUGGAAAUGGUGCCUGUAUCUUGGCCACAGGAUCUGUGGCCCCAUCCUGUGCCUGUAACCAUGGAUUUGGCAGUCUGGACUGCUCCUCUUGUCUGCAACAUUUUGCAUCACCAAACUGUGACAAAUGUGAGGCAGACUACAUUGGCUACAAUACCACAUGUGGAACACUGUGUAAACAUGGCUAUGCCACUGUGACAGGCGGAGAUGUGUGCCAAUGCUAUGAUGAUGAUGUGAAUGGUCAUUGGACUGGUCAAGCCUGUGAUGUCUGUCAGGAUGGCUGGGCCCUUCCCUCCUGUACCAGUUGUUCUCUCAACUACGUGGGGCCUGGCCACUGCAGUAUAACAUGUGUCACAGGCCAGGGUGUCUACGCUGACAAGUAUGACGGCACCAAUAUCACAACUGGAGUUCAGCCAGUCUUUAACUGUUACACAUUGGAGAAUAACGGACAGAAGACAGCCUGGUUUGGCUACAUUAACCCUAAUAUGCACAAUGUGUACAUCACAUCUGACACUGAAAACUACCUAAUGAAAUCAGACAUGACCAAAUACCAACCACUGACGAUGUUCAAAGCCAAUACUGUUGCAGAUUAUAUCUAUUCUGAAGGACCAUUCAAUGCCUCUGAUGUUCUCACUUGGAACUUAAGGACAACCCAGGCAAAUACUGGUGCUAGUUUGAAUGUUCCUCUCUCGGCAGCAGCAGUGUGUCCUUUUACACCUUCACAGCCGAUAUUUACCGAUACCACUGGAUACUGUAAAUGUGUUGAGGGCUAUUGGGGACCUUCCUGUGAGUAUGAAUGUCCAGGUGGAGGAUCCUACAGUUGCUUUGGUAAAGGGCAGUGUAAUGCAACAACUGGAGAGUGUACCUGUGUGAUAGGAGCCCAGGCUAGUACCAACUGCUCUGUGUGUCACACGGGCUGGACAGGGGAUGAUUGCAGCAUCGCUGUCUUUGCAGGAUCAACAACUUCAUCGAAUAUCAGCAUAUUUUAUGAAAGCGGUGGUGUAAAGACUUUUGAUGGAUCCCUUAUAACAGUACAAUCUCCUGGAGAGUAUAUACUAGCUCAAGGAACAUUAACUGGGACAGGCGAAAAUCUCGAAGUUACACGUUGUAACAUCACCUGGCACAUUAGAUAUAACAUCCACAUUGAUGGCAAGUGUAUCCGUGGGAACAGACACACUAGUGGUCGUCGCAGGUGAUGGAAACGUUGAUGAUACCAAAACUUACUUCAAUGGCAAGGAGACGAGCAUCGGAUCAGGAUUGCCUAUGGGCUCAGUUACUUGUGUAAGAAGCUCCACUACCAAGAUUGGCUGUUCUGAUAAU